CAAUGGUGCCAAAAUCCGUUACAUAAUACAAUAUGAAAGGGAGUGUUGUUGUCAUGAUAAUGACUCGAUUUAGCAGCCACUGAAAUCUCAAUUCCUUUCUCGAUAUAAAUGUGAAGGUAGCUGAACAACCUGGUAACGUUACUUCAAACAUGUUUUCUAGGUUGACAGUAACUUACUGUCGUAACUGCGUAGCUGUGAAAUUAAUGCAUGCCGCUACCUUCAAAAUGUCGCCGUUAAAUUCGUAAUUUUGUCCAUUUGUUUUUAUUUGCACAAGCGACAUUAGGCAACCAGGCCUCGGUCAUAUAACCAGCCCCCCCCCCCCAAAAAACGUUCCGUGCUUAUCUUGCUUGAAGAAUGUUUCGCUGAACCUUGUCGAUAAACCUUGUAGUUAAAUUUGGCCUUGCUAGCAAGUGGAUACAACGGGUACAGAAAUACUUUCUAUCCGUAUUGAAUCGUUGUGGGUUGCCAUUUAAUUCGGCAUUAAUAACUUCAAUAAAACGCUGCUUUUACUUUUUUUUUUUUUAAACAGACUAAUUCUUGAAAUGGGUUUAGCGUUGUUACCACUAAACUACACCGCGCAGGGCAGUAGGGAGUAUAAUCUAAAGUUCAACUUUUAUUAUGGAAAAUUACUUGCUGCUUGUUAGAAAGAAACUUCUCAAACGACAAUUGUAUGUGAAAAUACCCCGGUGACCCGAGAAAUGUAACAUUAUAUGGACAUAUAAUAUAUAGAUAAGUUUUAAAUAGAUGCUUUUCUUUCUAUAAUGGUGAAUGUCCGUCUGGCAUAUGUUUCUGAGACCUUUUUGGCCGUGCCAGGAAGCCAAAUGUCACUCUACCUGUCUUUUGUCAGCUUUAUAAAGCAAAAGUUUCACUCCCGUUUUUUCCCUUCCAUUCAUAUACUAUAAAGCUGUUAGACAUGUUAUCCAUACAUGAAUGUAAAUAAUUUUUUCUCUGAUUCCCAAACCCAGGUUUAUUUUAUUUUAAUUUUUUUUUUUAUUAGAGGGUCUUCUUGUUUCAUCAAAGUUCUCAUCAACAUUUUUCUCUAUGUGGCAGAGGAGAUGUGACCUGAUGUGCAGUUGAAAACAGGCUUUCAUUUGGUCUCUGCUACAUCAGAGGGCUGCGACCAUGGAGUCGUCCUCUGAUGAAGAAGAGGGGUGCACCUUCAUCCAAGUCCUGAGUGAGAAAUACAACCCGGAGAAUUUCCCCUACGGCCAAGGAGUAGUGGUAAUGCCCAGCCCACCAGGGUCCCCUGUCAAAGGUCGCCUGUUCUUGCCCAAUAUGCUGGUUCUGAGUGACGCUGGAAUCAGAAAAGCCGGUGACAGGUCAGACAUUGCAGCUUUCUGCGCCCAUGUGCUAGAGCUGGAUCUGUCCCACAAUCAACUUAACGACUGGGCAGAGAUCUCCACCAUUGUUUCCAACAUUCCCCACUUGGAAUUCCUCAAUCUGAGCAUGAACCCUCUGAGUGGCGUAGAGCUGGAGCCCAGCAUGGCUGAGGUGUUCUCCAGGGUCCGACAACUUGUCCUCAUCAACACACAAGUCAGCUGGGACACUGUGCACACACUCACGCAACAGGCACAAGAGCUGGAAGAGCUUUUCCUGUGCCUGAAUGGCUACAACACCGUGUCAGAAUCCCAGAAAUCCUGUCCGUCCCUACGCCUGCUGCAGAUUACAGACAACCAGCUGAAGGAAUGGGCAGAAGUGAGGAAGUUGGGGCAGAUGUACCCGAGUCUGAAAACACUGAUUCUGGCCAAUAACAGUGUGGACUCUGUGAGUGACUCUCGGGAAACACUGGAGCAGCUCUUCCCCAACCUGCGCACCAUCAACCUCAACAACUCAGGGCUUAGUAAAUGGGAGGACAUUGAAAGGCUGGCUUUCUUGCCUAAGCUGGAAGACGUAAAAGCAAAGGGGAUUCCUUUACUGCAGCCUUACACCACCCACGAGAGACGUUGCCUCCUUUUAGCACAGCUGCCAUCUGUAGUGUUGCUGAAUGGAAGUGCAGUGUCUGAUGGAGAGAGAGAGGAUGCAGAGAGGCUUUUCAUCCGGUACUACCAGGACUGCCCAGAACAGGAACUUCCUGAGAGGUACCACAUCCUUGUAUCCAAGUAUGGUCAGUUGGCCCCGCUGGUGGAAGUGGACCUGAGCCCCCGCAGCACCAUGGUGGAUAUUCGCUGGGGUGACAGGGUGGAGGCCGUCAGCCUCAGUCUGGAGCAGACGGUGGGCGACCUGAAGAAACACCUUCGAGCUCUGCUGCAGCUGCCCACCAAUGGGAUCCGGCUCUUCUACAUCGACAGGGAGAUGUGUUCGGUCCUGGGACCUGAGGAGUUGAAGUGCAGCAGCCGCGCCCUCCAUUCCUACCGAAUCCGAGAUGGGGAUGAGAUCGAAGUUGUGCCCAAAGUUAAAAGUCGCUGCAGCUCCUCAGAUCUUUAAGUUCAGAGGCUCUCUGAUUUUGGAUGAAUGGGACUUUAGGAAUGCUAGAUGAACACUUACUUGAUACUAAGCUUUGACUUGAGCCUUUUUUUUUUUUUUUUUAGAUUAAUAGAAAAGGUGAUAUAUUUCAGCCUUGAAUGUAAAGGUGUUUGCUGUCCACCAUAUUGAACAAAUCUAUACAAUAGUAUAUUUGCACAUAGAAGUUCCACAUUCACAAAGCUUGUAUCCUAAGUCGCACAUGUCUUUGUUUUAGUUGCUUAAGGUAAGACUGCAGUUUACAUAACAUUUAUGAAAAAUGUUUUGCAAAUCCAAGAUGGGCUGCAAAUGGUUCUCUGAAAGAAAAAAACAGCAAUUGAAUGCAUACAUUGCACAUUUAGGAACUAAAACUAUUUGAUAAUUGUUUGUCUGAUUUAGAUUUGAGAUUUUAGGAUGAAAACGUUUAACCUUGCUUCAACCACGCAUGGGACUUAUUAGUAUUUAUGCGAGUAAAAAUAAUUGUUGAAAUUGGGUGACAAAAAAUAUAUAAUAGACACACAAGUUCAGAUGGAAAUUGGAUUUUAAAAAUACCAACUGCUGUGUUUAUACAUUCUGCCUUAGCUGGCUUUUCUGCACCCUAAUCAGCAGCUCUUCAGUGUUUUUCAGCAAUUAAGAUUACUUUGAGGCCUGUGUGCUGGAACAGUGUCCUCUGGCAGCAGGGAGCACUGCAACUUUUUAUGCCUGGGAGUAAACCGUUUGGGUGAAAAUAA
Molecule: messenger RNA, 3170 nt
Organism: Perca flavescens (yellow perch)
Lineage: Eukaryota; Metazoa; Chordata; Actinopteri; Perciformes; Percidae
Product: tubulin-specific chaperone cofactor E-like protein
Exons: 8
Coding region: 1123-2424 (433 amino acids)
Cellular component (GO): cytoplasm
Source: RefSeq, a predicted model, not a curated record